Molecule: messenger RNA, 2019 nt
Organism: Tribolium castaneum (red flour beetle)
Lineage: Eukaryota; Metazoa; Arthropoda; Insecta; Coleoptera; Tenebrionidae
Product: RING finger protein nhl-1
Exons: 4
Coding region: 64-1929 (621 amino acids)
Molecular function (GO): protein binding
Source: RefSeq, a predicted model, not a curated record
UUUAAUCGGAGAUAAGCUGCGACACUAGAUGUUUGUUUAGUUUGUAAAGAUAUUGCUUCCAAAAUGGAUGUUCCCCCGAAAAGUGCUACCUCUAAACGAGAGUCUUUCGCAAAAUCUAAAUCACUGAGUAAAAAUGCAAGCGUUCGCCUGCAAAGAAAUCGCCGACUGGAAAGGCAGGACUCCAUUGGGGCAAUCGAAGAGCUAAUCCAGUGCGGAAUAUGCCUGGAGAAGCUUUCGGACCCCAAAAUGCUCCCCUGCCAGCACACUUUCUGCUUGCCCUGUCUCCACUCGCACGUAAUGGCCAAAAAAAUCCUCCUCAAGCAAGCGAGUCUCGAAAGCCAAGACGUUCUGGCUAAAAAACCAAUUGCUAUAAAAUGUCCCGUCUGCCAGAACAAAUUCAGUUUGGAAAAGGGCAUAGAUUCGUUAAACGACUUGCCCAAAAAUCUAUACAUUGACUCUGUUCUAAAGCUGGUUGAGUGUAACAUUCCGCCGGUUAGUUCCAAGCCCGAUCGUUGCGUCAAAUGCCACAUUUUUUCGCGAGGGGACGAACAGUGCUGUCAGCACUGCAUGCAGGUUUUUUGCAAUGUUUGUUGGAGCGAGCAUUUGUCCGAACUGGAAUCGAACGUUUCGAUUUUAAUUAAACAAGUUGAAGAGUCGAAAAUUAGGCUUGAUCACAAGUUGGAGAGUUUUGAGAAUCGGUGCGGACAAUUAAUUGAUAACGUUAAAGAAGCGACUGAGCGUAAAAUCGAAUUGUUGAGGAUGGACGAGGAGAGGGUUUUGAAGGAAGUCGAGUCAAUUGUGCGCGAAGGUAAAUUAAAUCAUGCCACAAUCAGUCGCAAAAUUGGGGAUUUGAAAAAUAAACUGGCGUCUAACGUUAUGGAAAAUUCUCCGGGAAAGGUUUUUAGUUUCAUGAAUUUGCAUAAGGAGACGUCACGGCUUCUCUCCAUAGUUAGACACUACGGCGAAGCUCGCGUUAUUUUUGACCCAGAAACAUUCAAACUGGACCAGGACACGGAAGGGAUUUAUUCAGACGUGUGUGAUAACGAAAAUUCGACCCGAAGCACUAACUCUUUAGAACGAUUCGAAUCAGCAAGUCACUAUUACAAAAACCGAUCGUUUGUCCCGAAAUUAGUUUGGAACAAAUGUCCACGGCCGGCAAACGUUGGAGUGCCUCCGUGGGACAACCGCUUGCUUUAUAUCACCGCAACCGACACCCACACUGUGCUGAUCCUAAACCGGGACCGAAGAAAACUCGAAGGGAGAUUAAUUUCCUCCGAGAUGUUGUACCCCCAAGGCAUUGCAUUUUCCAAAACCCGUCAAGAAAUCUACGUUUCGGACAAAUGGAAGCACUGCAUUCACGUCUUCUCCAAAAGCAGGGACUACCUAAGAGACUUGCUUUCGAAAGGAAAUGGUCCCGGGAAAGUCCGCAGCCCUGACGGCAUUGCCGUGGGCCCCGGCGACGAACUUGUGAUUUGUGACAGCGGGAACGACAGGAUCAUAAUAAUUAACCCCCAGACAGGGGAGCAUAUCUCCACCAUCGGCACGGUGGGCAACAAAACCACGUUGAAUAUGCCAACGGGGGUGGCAAUGAGCGGCGAUAAGAUAAUCGUGGCCGAUACGGGGAAUCACAGAAUUAAGAUUUUUUACUUGGACGGAAGGAAGUUGCACGAGUUUGGGGCCUUGGGGCGAGGGAAGGGGCAGUUUAGGUCGGCUGAGGUCGUAGCUGUUGAUUCUGCAGGGUUUAUUUUGGUCGGCGAUGGGGGUAAUGGGAGGGUGCAAAUUUUUAAGCCUGAUGGAAGUGUCGCGAAAAUUUUUGGGGGGUCCAGUCAGGGUAGUGACGGGUUUGGGUGGGUUUCGGGGAUUUGUGUGACGAGUGAUUUGGAUAUCGUUGUGGCUGAUAGCAAGACACGCUCGUUGAGGAUUUAUUAAAAGCUGGUUAUUUGUUUCUAUUUUCUGGUGUAGGGUCGGUUUUGUUUUGUAAUUUACGUAUUUGUACAUUAAUAAAAAAUAUUUUUUGUA